Molecule: messenger RNA, 1140 nt
Organism: Trichoderma gamsii
Lineage: Eukaryota; Fungi; Ascomycota; Sordariomycetes; Hypocreales; Hypocreaceae
Product: NmrA-like family protein
Exons: 6
Coding region: 1-1140 (379 amino acids)
Source: RefSeq, a predicted model, not a curated record
AUGUCGAGAUACCAAGCAAAGAAGAUUUUCAUAAUCGGUGGGACGGGUGCCCAAGGCGUCCCCAUUGUCCAAGAGCUUGUUAAAGAUGAAAAAUACACAGUAAGGGUCAUGACUCGAGACCCAGAAAAUCGACGAGCCAAGGAACUCGCUGCGUUGCCUGGUGUGGAGCUGUUCAAAGGUUCAUUUGCCAAUGAAGUUGACCUUACGAAUGGAUUCAAGGGCUGCGAUGGUGCUUACGUUAACAUUGACGGCUUCAACUGCGGCGAAAAGGCAGAAAUCUUCUGGGGCAUACGUGCCUACGAAAUAGCCCUAGAUGCUGGUAUAAAAUUCUAUGUCUGGGGGAGCCUUGACUAUACUUUGAAAAAGGCCAACUGGGACCCCAAGUUUCGCUGUGGGCACUACGAUGGCAAGGGCAGAGUUGGAGAAUGGAUCCUGCAGCAUGCGACUCCAAAGAUGGGUGUUGCUCUUUUUACAACCGGCCCGUACAUUGACAUGGUUCUUGCGCCUCUCACAAUCAUGACACCGAGAGUCAUCGAUGGCGUUGUGACAUGGUCAGUUCCGUUGGGAGUCGGAGAGGUCGCUCACGUAGCUCUCUCAGAUUGUGGCAUUUACGCUCGGUGGUUGUUCGAUAACCCAGACCGCGCCAAUGGCCUUGAUCUUGAAGUAGCCAUUUCUCACAUCUCAUAUAACGAGUUAGCUACCGCCUUUACAAAAGUGACCGGAAGACCUGCGCAGUACGUCGACGUGCCUUUUUCAACGUACUUCGAGAACUUUGUAUCUCUUGGCGCAAUGGGGUCUGUAAUGAGGAUCCCCAAUAUGAGUCUUUGGACAAAACUCAGAUUUGGCCUCUCAUUUUCUACUCAAAGGCCAUCUUCGUAUAAUUCCGAUCCUACCGACCCAAGUGUCAUGACGUUUGAACGCAACUUUACAGGCUUCUGGCACAUUUGGAGAGAAAGUCAAGGGAACAAGGGUGUCAUUACGAGGAACUACAAGCUUCUUGACGAAAUUCACCCGGGUCGGAUCAAGUCGGCAGAGGAGUGGUUUCGGAAAGAAGCCGAGAAGGGAGAUUUGUGGGAGAGAGUACAUAAUAUGGCUCCAAUUUUGAAGUGGAGCGAAGACGGUGCUGCGGGUGGAUUGUAA